Chaetura pelagica (chimney swift) is the source of this 1624-nucleotide messenger RNA. It is a transcript of the gene BZW1, whose product is annotated as basic leucine zipper and W2 domains 1. The coding region runs from base 52 to 1311 and encodes 419 amino acids. Gene Ontology annotation, cellular component: membrane; cytoplasm. The record is from RefSeq and is a predicted model, not a curated record. The transcript is spliced from 11 exons. NCBI's taxonomy places the organism in Eukaryota, Metazoa, Chordata, Aves, Apodiformes, Apodidae. Gene Ontology annotation, molecular function: protein binding.
CUGCCGCCAGCGCCCUGAGGUGCGAUUUUGUUUCCUUGCAGGGUGUCUUUUAUGAAUAAUCAAAAGCCGCAGAAGCCGACGCUAUCAGGCCAGCGUUUUAAAACUAGAAAAAGAGAUGAAAAAGAGAGGUUUGACCCUACCCAGUUCCAGGACUGUAUUAUUCAAGGUUUAACCGAAACUGGCACCGAUUUGGAGGCGGUAGCGAAGUUUCUUGAUGCUUCUGGUGCAAAACUUGACUAUCGCCGCUAUGCAGAAACGCUUUUUGACAUUCUGGUGGCUGGUGGAAUGCUGGCCCCAGGUGGUACCCUGGCAGAUGACAUGACACGCACAAACGUCUGUGUAUUUGCAGCACAGGAAGACCUAGAAACCAUGCAAGCAUUUGCUCAGGUUUUUAACAAGUUAAUCAGGCGUUACAAGUACCUGGAGAAAGGCUUUGAAGAUGAAGUCAAAAAGUUGCUGCUGUUUCUGAAAGGGUUCUCAGAGUCUGAGCGGAACAAACUGGCUAUGUUGACGGGUAUUCUGCUAGCCAACGGGACACUUAAUGCAUCGAUUCUCAACAGCCUUUACAAUGAGAACUUGGUUAAAGAAGGUGUUUCUGCAGCUUUUGCAGUGAAGCUGUUUAAAUCAUGGAUAAAUGAGAAAGAUAUUAAUGCAGUGGCUGUCAGUCUUCGCAAAGUAAACAUGGAUAACAGGCUGAUGGAACUCUUCCCAGCCAACAAACAAAGUGUUGAACACUUCUCCAAGUACUUCACUGAAGCAGGACUAAAAGAACUUUCUGAGUAUGUUAGGAACCAGCAAACUAUAGGAGCUCGGAAGGAGCUGCAGAAAGAACUUCAGGAGCAGAUGUCACGGGGAGAUCCAUUCAAGGAUAUAAUCUUGUAUGUGAAGGAGGAGAUGAAGAAAAACAACAUCUCAGAACAGACCGUGGUAACCAUCAUCUGGUCAAGUGUAAUGAGUACAGUGGAAUGGAACAAAAAGGAGGAGCUGGUAGCAGAGCAAGCCAUUAAGCACUUGAAGCAAUACAGUCCUCUACUUGCUGCCUUUACUACCCAAGGUCAGUCAGAGCUGACUCUUCUGUUGAAGAUUCAGGAGUAUUGUUAUGAUAACAUUCACUUCAUGAAGGCCUUCCAGAAAAUAGUGGUGCUCUUCUAUAAAGCUGAAGUUCUGAGUGAGGAACCCAUCCUGAAGUGGUAUAAAGAUGCACAUCUUGCAAAAGGAAAGAGUGUUUUUCUGGAACAAAUGAAAAAGUUUGUUGAAUGGCUCAAGAAUGCUGAAGAAGAGUCGGAGUCUGAAGCCGAAGAGGGUGACUGACCUGUGAACCUCUGUCCUCAGUAAAGCAAACAGGAGCUGUAGAUGAGUGUCAUGUCUCGUGUCCUGAUUCUUGCAUCCUACCUCCCUGUAUCAAGCAUGAUAUAAGGGCUCUCAUGGCAAUUUAUUUUAAUUGUUUUCUAUAGUUACUAAAAUACUGGGUUUAGUUUUUAAAAACACAUUUUAAGUAGCUUACAGGAGCUGUUAUAGAUUUUACUCUUAACCUGCAUUUGUCCUUUCAGUUAUAUUCUACCUCCUGUAUUUUCUACUGUAAUAAUGUAAUUUAAGGCCUUCCACAAUGAAAUUCAUUUUACCC